AUGGACGUGGAUGUGGUCAGCUGGAAGCAGGAGCGUCUUCGGGAUGCCCUGGCGACAAUCUCAGAGGUGACGGAAGAUCUCCGGCGCCUGCAGGUCGCGGAGUGCAGCGGGAAGGUUGAUUUUUCCGACUCGCACAAUAUCGCGCAGAUCUGCCAAGGAGUUGCCUUCAUCCUCCUCGCCAUGUGGCUCAUCUUCGCGAACAACUCCAAGGUGGCUGUCGCCCAGAAGGCUCCGCUCGAAGAGCGUCACAAGAUCUGUGCGACCAUCAGCACGGCGGUGGCUCUCUUUUCCGGCUUCUUCAACAUCCUCCAGCUGACGGCCAUUGAUGACUUCGAUUUGCCUGGGCGGUCCAGCAGCUUCACGUUGAACCUCUCUCGCCCGGUUGAGUGGUUGGCCACCUGCCCCAUCAUGCAGCUGAAGCUUGUCGUGCUGGCAGGCGCGCGGGUGCCCGCUUACCGACGCUUCAUGAUGCCCCUGCUUUCGGUGGCCGUGCUGCUCUGUGGAACCGCCUCCAUGUUCACCGGAGAUGCCUUGCGCUUCGCAUGGUACGGCUUUGGCCUUUGCUUCGCUGUCAUCAUGUUCUACCACAACAGCCUUCAGAUCUCAGAGAACAGCGAGGGUGAGGAGUCCUUCUUCCAUGGAGAUUCGGACUUCCGCAAGCUCUCGCUCCUCCUGGUAUGGACUUGGUUCCCCUUCCCCAUUUGGUUCACAGUGUCUGUCGAGGGAUUCGGCCUGAUCAAAGAUCCUUUCGUCAUCGAGAUGGGCUGGGUGCUACUGAACGUCGUCUCCAAGUUCAGUUUCAUCGUAUUGCUGCAGCGGAUGAAGAUGGUUCAUCAGAACAAGAUGGAGGCCGCACGCCAACUGUACGGCCUCCCACCCGGUGACGCCACCACGGAGCAUGACCUUCAAACCUACUCGCAACAGGACUUCGUAGGCAAAGCUGUCUCUCCUCGCGGUGGCCUCAAUCCGACGGAUUACGGCCUCGGCCACGGCGAGGAAGCAGGAAGCGAGAGUAAGUUGGUAGAGUUGGUGGCGGAGACCAUGGUGACCAUGAACUUGGGAACCCAUUCGAACCGCAUGAUGAAGCUUCUGGUGGACAGCGGCAUCAGCAACACAGCCGUUCUGGAGCGCCUCAAUCAGGACCGAUGCAUGGACCUGAACUUGCCCUGGGCACUGAUCUCCUCGAUCCAGAAGCGCUGGACCACGGAGAAGAUGAACAUGGGCCAGGAUCAGGGAGGCCUUGUGGAAAAAGAGGAUCCCUUCAUGAAGAUCCUGGAGGCCAACCGCGAGCGCAUCUCCACGAAGAUCCCUGGACAGGUGGGCAGCAACGCGGGCACUCCGAUGAACUCCGGCUCCCAGCCCAUGCUGGACCUCGGUGCCUUCGACGAGCAGAUCACAGGGGCCGCGUACAGCGCUGUCUACCCCUUGCACGAGGAGAUGCUAUCCGAGCUCAAGGCAAUGAAAGAAGAUCUCGCCAGGCAGUUCGAGAACAGCCAGGAAGCCAUCUCCCAACGGAUGGACUUCUCGCAGGUCACUCUGUUGCAGACGCUUGGCUCGAUUCCGCUGCUGGGGAUGGGAGGGUAG
Messenger RNA from Symbiodinium sp. CCMP2592, 1584 nucleotides. The record is from the annotation of a GenBank genome assembly. NCBI's taxonomy places the organism in Eukaryota, Dinophyceae, Suessiales, Symbiodiniaceae.